GUCACGACCACCCCCAAAAAUUCGAAAUAUAUCACAAAGAGAAAGAGAAAGAGGCAUCUCAGUGGUAAAAUAUGUCAAAAGAUUGCGGUAAUCACGGUGGAGGCAAAGAGGCAGCCGUCCGGCGAAUCUUAACCGCCGUAAUAGCCUUUGUCAUAAUAGUCCUAAUCACCAUCUUCCUAGUGUGGGUCACACUUAGGCCCACAAAGCCAAGAUUCGUCCUCCAAGACGCCACAGUCUUCGCCUUCAACCUCUCGCAACCAAACCUCCUCACCACAAACUUCCAAGUCACGUUCGCAUCUCGUAACCCUAACUCCAAGAUCGGUAUCUACUACGACCGGCUCCACGUCUACGCUACGUACAGGAACCAGCAGAUCAGUCUCCGGACAUCGAUCCCUCCAACGUACCAAGGUCACAAAGAAGACAACAUCUGGUCUCCGUUCGUUUAUGGAACCGCUGUUCCCAUUGCUCCGUACAACUCCAUCGCGUUGAAGGAUGAGCAAGGACGUGGGUUCGUUGGGUUGAUGAUACGCGCUGAUGGGCGCGUGAGGUGGAAAGUAGGGACGUUGAUCACCGGAAGAUAUCAUAUACAUGUUCAGUGUCCGGCUUAUAUCAAUCUUGGAAACAAAGCUGCUGGUGUUAUUGUCGGUGACAACGCCGUUAAGUAUACGUUGGUUACUAAAUGCAGUGUAAACGUUUAGAACAUUGAACAUCGUUGAGUUGCUUUUUUCUUUCUUUGAAAAAAUAUUUAUAAUUAAUCGAUCAUUUUCUUUUUAUUAACUAAUUCACCAAACUUCUUCUUCCACCAGCAAGAUAUUAUUUCUGUUUCACUACUUGUUGUUAAGAUUAGUGUUGAUUAUUAUUAUAGAAUAAUUACAAUCACGAUGGUGUGUGGCUGAAUUUUAUUGUAAAUCCACUGAAAUCGAAAAUAUGUAUUGGUACUGGUUCUUUUGUGU
Messenger RNA from Eruca vesicaria subsp. sativa (arugula), 953 nucleotides. NCBI's taxonomy places the organism in Eukaryota, Viridiplantae, Streptophyta, Magnoliopsida, Brassicales, Brassicaceae. The record is from the annotation of a GenBank genome assembly.